Messenger RNA from Molossus molossus (Pallas's mastiff bat), 1671 nucleotides. RefSeq names its product sperm associated antigen 8 (gene SPAG8). The record is from RefSeq and is a predicted model, not a curated record. Gene Ontology annotation, cellular component: cytoplasm; nucleus. Bases 1 to 1671 code for a protein of 556 amino acids. The transcript has 9 exons. Gene Ontology annotation, molecular function: microtubule binding. Gene Ontology annotation, biological process: positive regulation of transcription by RNA polymerase II. Lineage: Eukaryota; Metazoa; Chordata; Mammalia; Chiroptera; Molossidae.
AUGCAUUCGCUUUCUUUCAGAUCUUUACCCCUACAGCCUAGCUCCGAAGGACAAGGGUCCUCUUCGGAACCGUGUCCUUCUUCGGAUAUUGGUCCCAGGUCGGCCCUGGCAGCUGCAACUGCAGCAGCUGUUGCAGCCACUGCAGCCGCCUCCACUGCCAAAGCAGCUGUAUUAUCUGUAAAGACCCAAACGCCCUGUUCUGAGCGAAGGCUUAUCCUGGAUCCCUCCUCCUCCGACAGUCUUCUUGGGAAGCCCUGCACUGGACCCAACUUUACCUACAAGAUAGGCCAUGAGAGACUUGCCUUUAAGCCUGACAUUUACUGUGUUGCUCAGGAUCCCUGUACUACAAACGAUCUUAGCUCUGGCCCUGGCCCUGGCUCUAGCCCUGACCCUGGCCCUGGCUUUAGAUCUGGCCCUGUCCCUGGCUCUACCUCUGGCCCUGACCCUGGCUCUAGAUAUGUCUCUGUCCCUGGCUCUACCGCUGGCCCUGUCCCUGGCUCUAGAUAUGGCCCUGUUCCUGGCUCUAGAACUGGCCCUGUCCCUGGCUCUAGAUAUGGCCCUGUUCCUGGCUCUACCGCUGGCCCUGACUCUAGAUAUGGCCCUGUUCCUGGCUCUACCUCUGGCCCUGUUCCUGGCUCUACCUCUGGCCCUGGCCCUGGCUCUAGAUCUGGCCCCGUCCCUGGCUCUAGAUAUGGCCCUGUUCCUGGCUCUACCUCUGGCCCUGUUCCUGGCUCUACCGCUGGCCCUGGCCCUGGCCCUGGCUCUGGCUCUAGCUCUGGCCCUGGUCCUGGCUCUAGAUCUGGUCCUGGCCAUGGCUCUGGCCCUGACUUUGGCAAUGACCCUGAGCUCAGUCCCUGUGCUCUUACAAGCUCCAGAAAUCCUGGGGCAGCCCUGGCCCCUAAUUAUGCCUCCUGUAAUAACUACCAACCCUGGGAGCCUCAGAAACAACCCUGGAAAUUUUUGCCAGUCUCUGAACCUGCUGCCCAAGGGCUAUGGAAGCCCUCCAAGGUUGAAGAAAAGUAUAAGGUUCUCAAUGAAACAUUGCCUCGGGGCCGGUGCCUUCUCUACAACUGGGAGGAAGAGAGAGCCACCAACCACCUGGAUCAAGUCCCAAGCAUGCAGGAUGGCUCCGAGAGUUUCUAUUUCCGGCAUGGACACCAGGGACUGCUAACCCUGCAGCUACAGUCACCUCUACCCCUCAGCACCACCCAGAAAGACUCAUACCAGCCCCCACGAAACCAGUAUCAGCCAAUUCGAGGGAAGCGUGAAGCCAUGCUGGAGAUGCUCCUGUGCCACCAGAUCUGUAAAGAGGUGCAGGCAGAGCAGGAACAGACAAAGAAGCACUUUGAGGUCGAGUCUGUGACACACCAUGACUACCAAAAGGAGCUGGUGCAGGCAGGGCCUCCUGCCCCAACAAAGCCUCACGACUACUGUAAGGAGCAGCCUGAAACUUUCUGGAUACAGAGGGCACCACAGCUACCGGGUGUCAGUAACAUCAAGACACUGGACACGCCAUUCCGGAAGAACUGCAGCUUCUCAACACCAGUGCCUUUGUCCUUGGGGCAGCCUUUGCCCUAUGAACCUGAGAAUUAUCCCCACCAAUUGGGAGAAAUCUCUUCUCUUGGCUGUCAGGGAAGAGGGCUGAGUGGCGGAGGGGGUAGAACUGUCUAA